Schistosoma bovis is the source of this 3398-nucleotide messenger RNA. NCBI's taxonomy places the organism in Eukaryota, Metazoa, Platyhelminthes, Trematoda, Strigeidida, Schistosomatidae. The record is from the annotation of a GenBank genome assembly.
AAUCGAACCGUUGUUGACUUGCGCAUAUUUAAAAUGAGUUCUACUUGGUCUAGUUUCACAAAACAAAUCCGAAAAUACUUAUCAGACAGUGAUGAACAAAUUGUUAAAAUACUGAGAAGAAAAUUUCUCCAGACAACUUACGAAUUUCAGAAAACUGAGGUAUCUAAACCCAUACUCGACAAAUGCAUAGCGGAGAUAGCAUUCAAUCCAGAUAGAAUCUAUGUUAUUUUGAAUGACUUAAAAACAACCUUUAAGCUGCAUACAUCGAAAAUUGACAAAAAGUCCCAACAGGUUAUUACCAAACGACGUCUGGACUUCAAGACAAUAAGUCAGGAUGUUGGAAGUUCGCAUAUUAAACCAAAUAAUUCCCCCAAUCAUUGUACGGAUGACGAAGUUUCACAUAAGAAUUCAUCCCCAGUGUCAAGUUGUUCCGGUGAUGACGAUGUAAUCAUCGUUGACUCACCGGGUUCUCCAAAUGUUAUCAAGCCGCCGUCAGACCCUAUCCAGUCUUCAUUUGGUUGUUUAAAGAGUUCGACAUCUGAAAAUAAAGAUCAGAAAAAGGAGUGUAUUGAUCGAAAUAAUGAGGACUUCGGUGAUAUUCAGAACGAUAAGAGAUGUAGGAUAAUUGGUCGUUUAGAGUGUCUUAUGACACGUCUCUCUCAAGCUAUUCGAGAAUUGGAAGAAAAAGAACUUGAUUUUAAUGAAUUGGAUUCGUCCAAUUCACCGUACCUUAAACUAGAUGCUUUAAAACGUCAAUAUUUGAAAGUAUGGCGUCGACAUUGUGAACUACGUAAUGUUGCUCGAAAAUCUGGACGGAUAUUACGUCAAAGAUUUAUAUAUAAUGGAAGCCAAUAUCCAAAAGUAAACGAAAAAAUUGAAGAGAUCGUUAAUCAGAAAAGACUGUUUCCUGAUUGGACUGAUAUUUAUCGAAUAGUUACUUCAGUGAAUAAGGAAGAACACUUGAAUUUGACGGGAUCAACUGUCAAAUCUUUAGCGCGUGAAAUCUUUAUUGAUGUUGGUCAUUCAUUAAAACAACGACGUCAAGAUGAUUUAAGACACGAUUUCGGAUGUCAUCUGACAGAUGACUUAUGUGAUGAUGAUGAUCCAACUUAUUCUAGUCGAGAUUUACGAAGAAAGCUAACUGAAAAUAAACGUAUUGGUGAUAACAAUCUAAACAAGGUAUUCAAACAUUAUAUUGAUAUUCAGCAUACCAUUCAAACUGUUCAACAAAUUAUACAAGAACCUGAAGAUAACAAUAAAGUUGAGCAUGAUGUUAAUCGUCAGUCUGAUAUGAUGAAUUCUAAUGGGAAAGUUUCCGUUCCUAAUCCGGUUUGUUUUGCAACGAACACUCAACAGUGUGAAAAUGAUAAACUUCCUAGUUCACCAGCAACAUCUGAUGAAGUGUUAACUUUAAGUUCAGAUUCCGAUGAAAAUGAGGAGACGAAACCUCAUGAUAUCACUUCAGGUUCCGUAAGUUCAUCAAUGUCAGGUUAUGAUGAAUCCACUCCUACUAACGAUGUAUCACAGGAAUCUUCUGUUAAAAAUGAUAGACGUGAUGAAAAAAUCAAAGAUAAUAUCGAUGCUUCAAACACUUCUUUGUCUGUCCCCGUAACAUGCUCUUCAACGACGUUACCAACAACAACAAUCGAUCUACUUGAUGAUGACAUUUCAUCGACAGAUUGUUUUACUUCAACACCUCGAGAAAAAAGACCAAGGCUGGAUCACUCUUGUCAUUCAACUGAUCCUUCUAUCACGCAUAAUAAUCGAUUUCCUUUUUCCACACCACUACUUCAAGAAACUAGACAAUCUAGCCAAGUUUUAACAGUGGCCACACGAUAUGGUCCAUAUGGAUGUGAUACAUUCAGUCAAAUGGCCAGUGCACAUGUUGUACACCGUUAUCCUGUAACUACUACUACUAAUAAUAAUAAUACUACACUAAUUACAAAUAAAAUACUCGAAGAAUCUAGUCGACAUUUUGUUAAUAAUUCAUAUAAAUGUUCAUCAAUAGUACAUGUAAAUUCUUGUUCAUCUACUUUUAAACCUUUAGCAACAUUGUGUAAUAAUAAAUCUUCAAGUAUUUCACAUCCUACAACUACUCAAUAUCAUCUGCCUAAUUCAGAUUCUUUAAAUAAUACCAAUGAUGUUACAACAUCAUGUAAAAAUUCGCCUAGAGUUUAUGAUCACGAAACUAUUGAAAUCGAUUAAAAAAAUUGUUCAGAUUCCCUUUCCUCUUAUUUCAUUUUGUACUUACAAAUGUAUUUAUGGUUGAAUUUCUUUCCUUUGUGUCUAUUCAUAAAUAUUAAAGUGGAUAUAGAGUGGCUCGUUUACCUCGAACCAUUUUAUUCCUCAGAAGUAUGAUGUUUUCUUUCAAACCACUUUAUCGGUAAACAUAAAUUUGUUUGUUUUAUUUUAAACAUAGUUUAUUGCUUUCCCUAAUUAGUAGAAAAUGUUUCAUCUUCAAAAUAAAACCAUUAUUAUCAACCCUAACUAGUUUCUAGACAUGAAGUAGAAGCUGGGUUCAUUAUUAAAUUGCUUGAUUGUAACGUAAUGAUCUUAAACGUAAAAAACGGCGAAGUUUGGGUACAACGAUUCUCGUCCAUCGUGACCAAUUACAAAACAGUUUAUAUUGUAUGGUGCUUUUAUUGAGUCACUAAGUGGUAUACUGCAAGUCCAAAUGAGUUUCAAUAUAUCUGGUUUUUGUGGUCAUUUCUAAACAAGAUACGAUUUGAUACAAGUUUCUUCAGUUCACAUCAGCAUAGAGAAUGGACGUCGGAGGGCUAACACCAAUUUUAGUAGAAAAAGAAAAUUAAGAAAUAUGGAACAAAGGAACGGAUGAUAUCUACAGUUGAAAUGGCAGUAAAAUAUUUAAAUAAAUAUGGAGAAUGAAAACAAUUGCGAUCUUCUAUGGAAUGUCAUUCAAGGUCUUUUAUCAUAGAUCAAGGUCCAAGUCCAUGUUUAUCGUGAUACAACUGAGACUAACAGUCGGUGAUACGUACUGAUGUCAUCUGUUAAUUUAUCAAACUAGGCCUGUUUCUAUCUACGCUUAUGCUAACUGGUAUAUUUUUAUACAACUGGUUUCUUAUUGGCUAUAAACGUAGUCUAUCCAUAAUUUAUGAUUCAAUGAUGUAUACUUUAGGAUAUUCAAAACGCACUUCAUAUUCUCUUGUUUCGUCCGGUCUGGUUGAUAAACGUGUGACCUGUUGAGUUAAUUGACUACUAAAAACAAUUGAUACCAACGCAACUAGUGUUUGGCUUUUUAGAUUUCUUGGAUGGAAUUAAAUUUAACUAUGUUCCGAUAAUUAGCAUGAGGAUUUAUGUGUUACAAGGUCGACUUUAUGUAGAACACUAACCCACUAGGACUUUUCAGUGUACUGACCUAUAAAACCAGUAAACUUUGG